Molecule: messenger RNA, 5234 nt
Organism: Eufriesea mexicana
Lineage: Eukaryota; Metazoa; Arthropoda; Insecta; Hymenoptera; Apidae
Exons: 5
Coding region: 837-5174 (1445 amino acids)
Biological process (GO): response to oxidative stress
Molecular function (GO): heme binding; peroxidase activity
Source: RefSeq, a predicted model, not a curated record
UCGGAACUUAGCGCAACUACUUUCCACGGUGACCGUAAUGGAACGAUCGAAAUUAUCGGUGUUUCGUUGAUUUUCGCAUUCCACCGGGAGAAGGACCCGGUUAAUUACAGCCUGCUGCGUUUACGAUGCGUCGAAGAUUGUAAUUAGCGGUGGAUGCACGACAAUCGAUGCGCCAGUUCAGUCGCUUUCAUAAUUACUACCUAGCUAGUAGUAGAGGGAGUGGAUAAUCAACAGGGAGUUCACCGUUUGCGUUGAUCGACGGUUCGACACGUGACAACAGACCAUCAGAUUUACCACGAUUAUCCUCGGUGAAUCGGUUUUUCUCAUCGGGUCGUGCAAGUGCUGCGUUGACACCGCGUUGCUCCGCUAAUAGUCAUUGUUGGAAAUGUACCAGCGUAGGCAGCAAUGCAGGUCGUGAAAACACAGCUACUGAGACAAGAAUAAUCCGUUCGAACCGAUUUCUCCAUGUUUGGCGUCCAAAAGGCACGGUUUUCGUUACGGAAAUCCUCGCCAUUGAUGGACAGAACAUGAACGACUUUCCCGUUAGGGAACGCGGCGCGGACAGCCGGAAUCUUACGAUGCGCUGACACGAAGAGGGUGUCCACGGGGACAGGAAGUUCCGUAGGACCCGCGUUCUGCCGCGGUAAACCGAGUAGACUCGAAGGGAGUCGAGUCGCGGAACUCGGACUGAACCGGUGUAGCGACGACAUCCUCGGCGUUGACAUCGUCCAGCCCAGUCCACCUUUGUUCGCCAUCGUGAUCGUCGACACGCAACGACGAGCACCUCUCUCGCCUUUUCUUCCCGUCGCUCACCAGUCAGGCUUUGAGCUCCUACCAUGUACCCGAACAGACGCGUCAACGAGAGGACCUCGCUCACUAGGCCCCUCGAUUCCCCGAACUACGUGGAGUUCGCUAGCCUGCUGAGGACUCGGAAGACCCGGAUCAGGCAGUUCCAGUGCUGCAUCUGCGCUACUCUGAUAGCAAUCUUCACGAUGGCCCUCGUAGUGAUGGUGAGCUACUCCGUGAACCACGAUUUGAUAGACAGCGCUCCGAACAUCACGACCACUUCACCCGAGUCCACGAAUCUCAGUACUGCUUUAAAACUGGGCUUCGCCCCUGGAUCUGGCUCGUAUACACUCUUCAGCAACCCCUUCGCCGUCCCGCCCUCUAACUCUGUCCUAGUGAGCAACAAAGGCACGAAAGCCUCCAUGUCGAGGAAAUUAACCAAAGAGGAGAUAAAGGCAGGGCUGGAAGCAGGUCGCCAGGCGAUCAACGAGCGUCUUUUCGCAGACGCGGCUGCGUCCAUGUCUCCACUGCCCUUAGCUUUGCCGGAAGUUAGGCAUCGUUACGCGGUGAGCACCUGCGCGAGCGUCGGGGCGCUGGCCUUAGCUGCUGUAGGGGAACUCGCAGCGACGAAGAGGAUCGAGAACUCGAGGACCGACCUCGGAGCACCUUCUGCCUUUGGGAGCUUCUUCGAACUAGGCUGGGAACCUCUGGGCGUUUGCAAGCAGUUGCACAUACCGGAGUGUCCGCUCACAAAGUACAGAACAUUCGACGGAAGUUGCAACAGACCUAUGCAGCAGGGAGCGAGCAUGACACCUUUCAAAAGACUCCUACCGCCUAAUUACGCUGAUGGUAUUGAGACACCGCGCAGAGCAGUCUCAGGGUCCGAGUUACCUUCAGCGAGAGACGUUAGUUUGAAGGUGCACAAGCCCUCGCCAAGCAGCAAUCCUAACUUCACCGUGAUGCUGGCUGUCUACGGUCAAUUUCUGGACCACGAUAUCACGGCCACGGCCAUCAGUCAGGGUUCCAAUGGGACUUCCAUCUCCUGUUGUCCCCCGUCUGCUGGCCAUCCAGAAUGUUUCCCUGUACCUGUAUCCGACGGAGACCCUGUCUUCGACGUUGCUGGACGAACGUGCAUGAACUUCGUCAGGUCCGCUCCGGCGCCCCAGUGUAAACUGGGUCCGAGGCAACAGUUGAAUCAGGUGUCCGCGUUCAUAGACGGAUCGGCGAUUUACGGAUCGGACCCGGACACUGCUCAAAGUCUACGCGAAUUCGUCGGUGGUCGCCUGAGGAUGCAGUUAACGCCGGACAAUCGAACCCUAUUACCACCCAGUACGAAUCCCAACGACGGCUGUAACCGGGAAACCGAGAGGCUAAGAGGCAGGUACUGCUUCGCAGCUGGCGACGCCAGGGCAAACGAGAAUCUGCACUUGACGACGAUGCAUCUGCUCUGGGCACGACAGCACAAUAGGAUCGCAGAGCAGCUAGCUAAGAUCAACCCGUCCUGGAACGACGAGACUCUGUACGAAGAGUCUCGACGCAUAGUAGGCGCUCAGUUGCAACACAUCACCUAUCAGGAGUUCAUACCUAUCAUCUUGGGAAAGCAAGAAACGAACAAACGCGAUCUUAGACCUCUGAAGUCUGGCUACAGGCAGUGGACGGUGGAUGCGAACGUUUCGAGCACUGAUCCCAGUAUAGCUAACAGUUUCGCGACGGCUGCCUUCAGAUUUGCUCACACUCUGUUACCUGGACUGAUGAAAGUGACCAAUGAGCAGGAAGGAACUUCUUCAUACGUGGAGUUGCACAGAAUGUUGUUCAAUCCGUAUAGUUUGUACUCAGAGGGUGGGGUGAAGAGCUCAGUGACAUCUGCCACCAGGAACAUGAUCCAGAUGACGACCACUCAUGUCACUUCUCAGUUGACUAAUCACCUGUUCGAAGAUCCUAUGGCUAAUGUUUCGGUGCCCUGUGGGUUGGAUUUGGUGUCGUUGAAUAUACAACGUGGAAGGGACCAUGGACUUCCUGGGUAUACCAAAUGGAGGGAAUAUUGUGGUCUGGGAAAGACAGACAAUUUUUCUGAUCUGCAGGAGUAUCUGGAUCCGCAGGUUCUUCAAGAUAUUUCCCCGUUGUACGAGUCUGUCCACGAUAUCGACUUGUACACAGGUGCUUUGGCUGAGAUACGUAAGGCUGGUGCUAUCGUUGGGCCCACCUUCGCGUGUCUGAUCGCUGAUCAGUUUGUUGCACUACAAAGAGGGGACAGAUUCUGGUACGAGAUAUCUGGACAGCCGCAUUCGUUCACAGAAGAUCAGCUUACGGAGUUGCGUAAGACAUCGCUAGCAAAGCUGAUCUGCGACUCUUACGAUGGAAUAAUUUCCGAUGGAAUCACGCAGAUCCAGGCCGAGGUGAUGAGAACGAUAGGGCCAGAGAAUCCUAUGACAUCCUGCGAGGACAUCCCUACGUUGUCCUUUGAGCCAUGGAGAGAAAGUGGACAGGCUUCCAUGCUACGAGCUUCCAUGCCAGUCAAUUGGACCAUGUUUAAGAACGACAUUAACAACACGAUUAAAGACGUUGUUGCUACCAUCAAUAGCUCUAGGUUUACAGUGGACACUGACUGGUUAGCCUUCAGGACUUAUAUAAACGACACGUUUGCUGACCUCAGGAACCAGCUAUCUGACUUACAUUCUCCAAAGACGUCGGAUGUUUCUGUACCCAAGAAACUGUUAAUUGACACUAACAGUUCUACUUCAAGAGCAACACGAUUAGGGCACAUGCAUCAGGACUGGAUUACAUUUAAGAAUGAUCUGAUGAAGUCUCUAAAUACUUCUAUCGGUGCGGUGGGUGGUGGACCAGCUGCAGUGACCAAGUGGGUAGCAUUUAGACAAAAUAUCGUCAAGCAGUUCGCCGACUUGAGGGAUCAAAUCGCAGCCAUGAAGGCAGAUAUUGCUCCAAAAUUGGCAAUGAAGAACGCGCAGGAGCAGGCUUCAAUAGAUCAAAGUAAAUUAAUGGAUACCUCUAGCGUCAAGGAUGUCAUGAUUCCUGCGAUCUUUGAUUGGAAGAACUUCAAGGAUAACAUGAUAUCUUCAUUAGAUGACACCAUCAGUAACACGAGGAGCGAUAUGCCACCUCCUGGUGAUCCUGCUUGGGCUACUUUUAGGAACGACAUUAAGGAUCAAUAUUCUGGUUUCAAGGACAAGAUGGACAGUCAAAGAUCUACUACAGUCCCUACUGAGUUGGCGACAGAGAAAUCAGAUGCAAUUGACGACUAUUGGUUGAAUUACAAAACUGAGAUCAUCAAGUCCGUAAAUAAAGCUGUGAAUAAAAUUAAAGACAGAAUGCCUCCACCCGGUGAUCCAGCCUGGAUCACUUACAGGAACGAGGUAAUGAAGACCUUCAAGAGCACCCUAUCACAUCCAGAACUCUCCACGUUGUCUGGCAUAAAUGAAAACAUGGCCGUUCCAGGUGGGAGUUUAGCAGCUUCCUCAACAACCAAAUUUACUAGCAAUGAUCUAACCAAUCUGACCAACGAUUGGUUAGAAUUCCGAACUCGAAUCAACGAUUCCUUGAGCAAAGUGAUCCAAGACAUCCAGAGCAAAAAGCCAACAGAGGUUGAUCCUAUUGCUUGGGUUGCUUUUAAGCAUUCUGCUGCAAAUGAUUUCGCGAAGCUGAAAAACGAAAUUGAGAGCAUGAGAACCGAAUGGUUGGCAGAAAUAAGCAAAUCGAAACCUAGCAAAGAGUCGUUGAAUCUUCAGACAGGGAUGAAGAAACCUGGAGACUCAUCCACGUUCGAUUACACGAAAUACAUGAAACCUGUCAUUUCUCCAGAUGAUUGGACCGAUUUUAAGAAACAGAUCAACGAUACCGUGAUGAAUAUCCUGAAUACUGCAAACUCCACGGGCAAGUUUACUUUUGACGAGCUUCACAAGGCGUUCAACGAGUCUUUCACAGAUCUGAAAAAUGAAAUAUCGUCAUUGAGGACUCUGAUCGCGGAUACUUACAAUAACAAGACAGCGGCAGAUUGGAUCAGCUUCCAAGCCCAGUUGAACAGCACAGUGAGAGAUCUGGUGGACGGUUCAAAGAGCGAGGAUCGGGAGAAUGUGACGAGGAUAUUGCUGCAGACCAAAGACAAGCUAUCCGAUCUUCAACCUCCGACGAAUUCUCCCACGCUGACGCCCACGGAGUGGAUUCAGUACGCCUUCAGGGUGAACAAGACGAUCUCGGAUACCCUAAACGAUGUCAACAUGCAGAAGCAUGCAGCACUGAUGAUGAGGGCUACUGAACCGGCGUUAUCGUCAUCAGAUGACCCCAAGAAGUUCACCGAUUGGUUAAUCGUUCCUUGUCUCGCAGGCUCGUUCCAUGUGUUCACUAUGGCAUCAAGGUUCCAAAUUCGCGUGUAAAGAAAUUACAAAUCCUUUUUUAUAGUAACACGUAUUGUAUAUAUUCUAUUAUUUAUAGAG